Humulus lupulus (European hop) is the source of this 1823-nucleotide messenger RNA. Its product is annotated as dihydroorotase, mitochondrial-like. The transcript is spliced from 9 exons. The record is from RefSeq and is a predicted model, not a curated record. NCBI's taxonomy places the organism in Eukaryota, Viridiplantae, Streptophyta, Magnoliopsida, Rosales, Cannabaceae. Gene Ontology annotation, cellular component: cytoplasm; chloroplast. Gene Ontology annotation, molecular function: dihydroorotase activity. Bases 363 to 1490 code for a protein of 375 amino acids. Gene Ontology annotation, biological process: 'de novo' pyrimidine nucleobase biosynthetic process; pyrimidine nucleotide biosynthetic process.
AGAAUAGCUAAGAAAGUGUAGUGUGAGUGCUCUAAGUUGGUUAGGGACGACAAACAAAAACAAUUAAAGUAGUACAACAGGCAUGCGGUCCAACACGCUAUAUCUUUGUCGUGAGCAUAGGAUAGCCCACUGGCCCUGGGCAGUGAGCACUGUUCUCAUCCUGGUUGGAAACGCGGCCUGAAUUGCCAUUGCUCACCAUUCUCGUCGGAAACUGCCAAAAUUUCCGGAAGCCCUCAUUGUUUUGUGUAGAUAGAUGCUGUCAUAUAGGGGCGCACUUAAAGUGUUUGAAUAAUUGUCUACCUGAUAUAAGUUUGGGAUAUUCCGUGGCUAAGAGGCUGUUCAUUGUCAUUUGACAUUUUGGAAUGAUAAAGACUUUGGUUCUCCCUUGCAAGACCUUUCUUCCUGGAAAGCUUGUAAGAUCUAACCAGGUGAAGUGCAAGGGAAUAAGGAUGGAGCUCACUAUAGCACGUCCUGAUGAUUGGCAUCUUCACCUUCGUGAUGGGGAUCUUCUCAAAGCUGUUAUUCCUCACAGUGCAAACCACUUUGGAAGGGCAAUAGUGAUGCCAAAUGUGAAACCUCCUGUCACUACAACAGCUGCAGCUGUGGCUUAUCGAGAAUCCAUCUUAAGUGCACUGCCUGCUGGUAGUGACUUCACUCCUCUCAUGACACUUUAUUUGACAGAUACGACUAGUCCGAAUGAGAUCAAGCUUGCAAGGAAAAGUGGAGCUGUAUUUGGUGUGAAGUUGUACCCUGCAGGUGCAACAACAAAUUCUCAAGAUGGGGUAACAGAUCUUUUUGGGAAAUGUCUACCUGUACUUGAGCAAAUGGUUGAGCAGAAUAUGCCUUUGUUGGUUCAUGGGGAGGUUACGAAUCCUGAUGUUGAUGUAUUUGAUCGUGAAAAGGUUUUCAUUGAGACUAUUUUGCAACCCUUAAUCCAGAGGCUUCCACUGCUGAAAGUUGUGAUGGAGCAUAUAACCACUGCAGAUGCUGUUAGGUUUGUGGAGUCAUGCAAAGAAGGAUUUGUGGCAGCAACUGUCACACCACAGCAUCUAUUGCUCAAUAGAAAUGCUAUAUUCCAAGGUGGAUUACAGCCUCAUAAUUAUUGUCUUCCCGUCCUCAAAAGAGAAAUCCACAGACAGACAAUUGUGUCCGCUGUUACCAGUGGGAGUAAAAGAUUUUUCCUAGGUACUGACAGUGCCCCUCAUGAUAGACGAAACAAAGAAUGCCCUUGUGGGUGUGCUGGUAUAUACAACUCCCCUGUAGCACUAUCAGCAUAUGCCAAAGUCUUCGAAGAGGCUGGGGCUCUUGACAAGCUAGAGGCAUUUGCAAGCUUUAAUGGACCAGAUUUUUAUGGACUUCCUAGAAACUCCACAAAAAUAAAAUUGGGCAAGAAUCCUUGGAAAGUUCCGGAUUCAUACUCAUUCUCGUUCGGAGAAAUCGUCCCAAUGUUUGCUGGAAAAACACUUGAUUGGAAAGCAUCCUUAAAUUGAAUCCGCUGUCAUAUUAAGAGAAAAGGGCCAUGAUUUCCCUUUUCAUCAUCAUUUCUUGCUAUGAAUUUUAAAGGCCAACAGUUCUAAGACUCCUUUGGAUCACGAGGCAUUCAUCAAUAUAUGAGCAAAGUUGAGAUUGUUAUGAACCAUCUUUUGCUCAUUUGGGUUUGGAGUUUUUUCAACCGAGCGACCUUACUAGUUGAUACUAGUGAAGUGAUGGCAUGAUUAGUUUGAUUGGUAACCAUACUCCACCACUAAUCUUUGAGAUUUAUGGAUCGAGUUUAUUUGAGUAUUCAUAUAAUAAGUAAAAUGAUAUAUGUGUAUGAUUUUUAA